AUGAGGUGUAGUUUGGGCGCGUAGAUCUCCAUCUCCACAGCCUACUACAUGGUUCUGUAGUCGACAUUGACGUUGACAUCGUCGUCAUAUUAUCGCUCGUGUUUCGGCAUCUCCCGAAAGCGAAACUGCAGGUUCAAGGCUAUAUCGGAACGAUAGAGGGCAGCAUUUGGCGGAACAGCGACCACAGCCAUGAGCUCAGGGAUUCAGCAGAGAAGCCUGUUAAGGCAAAUGCAGAGGGCUUGUCAAGGUAGCUCGAGCUCUGGCCUAAGACAACGCUCUGAACAACCAGAGCUGCCGUGUCGUCCGUCAAGAGCAGCAUACCAGAGCUAUUCGACCUCUCUUUCUGCUUCCAAACCUCCUAAGCAUGGCCAACCUCUGCGCUCGACCCAUCCUCAUCUCAUCAGAGAGGGGGAGUUGACGCCUGGAAUCACUGCUCAGGAAUAUGAAGACAGGCGCAGAAAAUUGAUGAAGGCUUUACCCGAGGGUAGCGUAGUGAUCUGCAUGGCUGGGACUGUCAGGUUGAUGUCGCAGUCGAUCUUCUAUAAAUUCCGCCAAGCUACCGACUUUUACUAUCUGAGCGGAUUCCACGAGCCUGACGCAACUCUGGUCUUGGAAUCCGAUCCGUCCUCUUCUCGCGGGUAUGAAUACACCUUGUUCGUCGCACCCAAAGAUCACGAGACGGAGCAAUGGGAGGGCAAUGUCACUGGACUUGAUGAUGCAGUGAAGAUCUUUGGAGCGGAUGAGGCCAAAUCCAUACGGUCUCUCGGGACUUUCCUUCCGACCUACCUGUCAAAAUCCAACGUCUACGCCUCUCUUCCACCUCUACCUUCACCUUCAUCUGCAUCCAAACCACCACACCCAUCAACGUCAAAGCGUACUCCGUCCUUACUCCGUUUUCUCUCGUCUAAUCGGGGUGGAUCAUCCACACACGAAGCCCCUCAUGUCCUCAUAGCUUCUGCUUUGACGGCAGAAACCGCCAAGCCGCUUGAGAAAGAGGUGCACAGGUUGAGGAUGAUCAAGAGUUUAGCAGAAAGAGCUCUGAUGAAGCGUGCUGCGGAUCUAAGUUCAGCAGCUUUCGUCGAGGUCAUGAAGGCUGCUAAACCUGGAAUCAGCGAAGCGACCUUGGCUGCUAUAUUUGAGUUUGAAUGUGCACUUGGAGGAUCAGAACGGCCAGCCUACGUCCCAGUGGUGGCUUCAGGUCCCAAUUCGCUCGUUAUUCACUACACGAAGAACGACUGCCUGGUCGACGACAACGAUCUCGUCCUCAUGGACGCGGGAUGCGAGUAUGCAAUGUACGCCUCGGACGUUACACGGACAUUCCCGGCUUCAGGCCGGUUCACCUCGCCUCAGAGGGAUCUCUAUGAAGCGGUCUUGACCGCUCAGAAAGGUUUGAUCAAGGCUUGCGAACUGGAGGCGAAACUAUCUUUGAAUGAGUUGCAGCGGAUGGCAUGCGCGUCUCUGGAAACGGAACUCAAGCAGAUCGGUUUCAAGAUUGGUCGUGGAGAUGUCCAACAUCGUCUCUAUCCUCACUUCAUUGCGCAUCAUCUUGGAUCGGAUCUGCAUGACUGUCCAACAGCAGAUCGCCAAGCGCCCCUGGUGGAUGGGAAUGUCAUCACCAUCGAGCCUGGCGUCUACGUUCCAGCGGACUCAGAUUUUCCGAAGCAUUUUCAUGGUCUAGGUGUCCGUAUAGAGGACGACAUCGCCUUGACAUCAGAUGGGCCUUAUAUCUUGUCCGCAAAUGCGCCAAAAGAGGUAGUGGACGUCGAGGCUGCCUGUCAGGCCAUCAUAUGAGAUGUGACCCACAUCUACAGCUACUUGGACAGGAAAGGAGUCGCAUGCUUCUCUGGAGCCGACUAAUUUUGCAUGCCCCUAUCCCUGCAGAGUUUCCCAACAGUCCAGAGUUAUAAGUCUGUUCGCUUCGCAUAAACUGCCAUACUGGGCUUCUUUCCCUCCUGCUUCAUCUUGAGGCUCGUGGCUUC
This is a messenger RNA of Kockovaella imperatae, 1979 nucleotides long. Its product is annotated as putative X-Pro aminopeptidase. NCBI's taxonomy places the organism in Eukaryota, Fungi, Basidiomycota, Tremellomycetes, Tremellales, Cuniculitremaceae. Gene Ontology annotation, molecular function: metalloaminopeptidase activity; manganese ion binding. The record is from RefSeq and is a predicted model, not a curated record. The transcript has 13 exons. The coding region runs from base 190 to 1791 and encodes 533 amino acids. Gene Ontology annotation, cellular component: mitochondrion.